Messenger RNA from Anopheles moucheti, 2033 nucleotides. RefSeq names its product nucleolin. The record is from RefSeq and is a predicted model, not a curated record. NCBI's taxonomy places the organism in Eukaryota, Metazoa, Arthropoda, Insecta, Diptera, Culicidae. The transcript has 3 exons. The coding region runs from base 311 to 1399 and encodes 362 amino acids.
AAAAAUGUAAUAAAAAGCGUUCACGGGCUUGUUCACGUUUCCUUGUGCAAUAAUUCUUGUCGCAUUUAUCUCGCAGCUGUAUUUAGAGCGCCUAUAGUGUAGUGUAAAAUAGUUCAAGCCACAACGGUGCACAAAUAGAAACCGUCCAUAAUCGAUCUAGAACUAGAAAAUAGCUUCAUAGCAGAAAGAGACAGAGAGGCGUUAUUCUCCAGUGCUACCAUACUGGAAUUUGGUUGAAUACCUGUAGUGUCCUAUACGCGGAACUAGAUAAACUAUUAUCACACUCCCACCUGGAUUGCCACACAAUAAUAUGCGCAGCCGGACGGAAAUGGUAACCACAACCCUGGACGGUUCCGACUUUGAUGAGGAAACCGACUUUGAAGACUCCGAGGAAGACUGGCGACCGGAAAAAGGUGGUCCAAAAGCGUUGAAGCGUAAAACGCGCGAUAUACUGACCGGAACGGUCGGUGGGAAGCGUGGUGGUCGUAGCAAAGGAGGCCGGCGGGGCCGUAAACCAGCAGCAAAAAGUCGAGGUCCCGGAAGAAGACGAAAGUUUGAUGAGGACUAUGAUGACGAUGAGGACGAUGACGAGGAUGAUGACGACGAUCGUUUCGAUAGUGCCGGUAGCGGUAGUUCCACUCCGCCGGUUCCCAAACGUGGACGAAAGUCUUCAACAACGCCACAGCGAGCGUACGGUCGGAAGAGCGAGAACAAAACACCACCGUCCACUUCGAAAGGAGCGUUAGGACAGAUAAAGCUAAGUCCCAACUCGUCGGUGUCGGGAUUAGAUUGUUCCGGUGCGGAACAUUCGGUUAAACCGAUUCAACGAAAGGUGGCCAACUUGUCUGGGAGCUUUCCGGACAAAAGUGGCUACCUGAAGUUGUUCGCUUCUCGGGCAGAUCUGGAGGAAGGCAUACGGGAUAAUCUGAAGGUGUGUCUGUGGCGCCGAGAUGGAUCGAGCUUGUUGCAGAAAUACUUUCGCGAUAAAUCAGUCGAUGCCAGCACACCACAGUUCACAUCCUCCAUGGUGUACUCCUGCUGGGAAGAUAAACGGGCUGAUGAGUAUAUGGAGGUUAAGGUGCGCUGUGUCGAGCAGUCGAAACAGUUGCGCGUACAAAUAAUUGAUGUGGAAGCAACCGAGUGCCGAGCGAAGGAAGAGUACCAGAAGUACAUCGAGAAGUAUGGUAAAUCGAUCGAAGAUCAUGAUACCGAUCGGUCGAACGGGGAUCGAUCCGGUUCGGCUUCGUCGGGUGCGAAAAAAACACACGACGGCAGCAACAAUGGCGACAAUGAUGAUCACGAAGAAGCGGAUGAAGAAGACUACGAUGAAGAGCAUGACGAUGAGGAGAUGAUGCUGCAGGGCGCGAAGGGCAGCGAUGAUCCAUCGCAAGAAGAAUGAACCCAAGCGGUAAUUGGCAUUGGGAUCGGUGCUAAUAAUCUCCAGCAUGGUUCCUCCUUGGCGUGAUAGAUGUUAAGAUCAUCAGCGCAUAUUAAUUUAUAACACCUUCCGUACUCGUUCUAAUGCAUCUAAGCUCCACCUUCUAUGUGCUGAAGAAUGCGGAGCCGAUGCCGAUAAGUGGCUACAAUUAUUCGCAAAAAUUACUUGCGAACAAUCUGCGUUAGACAUUAUGUACUAAGCAAUCAACAAAUCGUAUUCUACUAAACUAUUAGCACACACACUUUUAGCAUAAAUAAGCAUAGCGGCGGAUACUCGUGUAAAUGUUCACAUUUUAAAUGUUAAUGUUUAUGUAACCGUACUUGACUGAGUAGCAUGAGAAUCGUAAAUAAUUCUAAUUAACUCCCCCGUUACAUCUGGUCCAGGGUGGCUCUUGCAAUAAGCUAGCGGCUAGCGGGUGAGGUGAAAAGUACGCCGUACCGUUUGCCAAAAUCUUGAUCAAAACAUGAGGCAAAAACACGCCCGCUUAAUGGUAAGAUGAUCAAGAACGAAAAAGGGAGACCUGGGUUCGUACUUUUCAAACAUAAGCAAGAAAUUAUCAUAAUAAAAAAACGAUUCAUUGUUUUAAAUGGAACUA